Molecule: messenger RNA, 5914 nt
Organism: Onychostruthus taczanowskii (white-rumped snowfinch)
Lineage: Eukaryota; Metazoa; Chordata; Aves; Passeriformes; Passeridae
Gene: KIF3C
Product: kinesin family member 3C
Exons: 5
Coding region: 51-2306 (751 amino acids)
Biological process (GO): microtubule-based movement
Molecular function (GO): microtubule motor activity; microtubule binding; ATP binding
Source: RefSeq, a predicted model, not a curated record
GGCCGCGCCCCAGCCCCGCUGCGCCGCCGGCCCCGCCCGCCGCCGCCGCCAUGGCCGGUAAGCCCCGCAGCGGCUGCGAGGCGCUCCGGGUGGUGGCCCGGUGCCGGCCCAUGAGCCGGCGGGAGGAGGCGGCGGGAUACGAGCGCGUCCUGGAGCUGGACGUGAAGCUGGGCCAGGUGAGCAUCCGCAACCCCCGCGCCGCCCCCGGGGAGCUGCCCAAGACCUUCACCUUCGACGCCGUGUACGACGCCAGCUCCAAGCAGGCCGACCUCUACGAUGAGACGGUGCGGCCGCUCAUCGACUCGGUGCUGCAGGGCUUCAACGGCACCGUCUUCGCCUAUGGCCAGACCGGCACCGGCAAGACCUACACCAUGCAGGGCGCCUGGGCGGAGCCCGAGAAGCGCGGCAUCAUCCCCAGCGCCUUCGAGCACAUCUUCACCCACAUCUCCCGCUCGCAGAACCAGCAGUACCUGGUGAGGGCCUCGUACCUGGAGAUCUACCAGGAGGAGAUCAGGGACCUCCUCGCCAAGGACCAGAGCAAGAAGCUGGAGCUGAAGGAGAACCCCGAGACCGGGGUGUACAUCAAGGACCUGUCGUCCUUCGUGACCAAGAACGUCAAGGAGAUCGAGCACGUGAUGAACCUGGGCAGCCAGACGCGCUCCGUGGGCAGCACCAACAUGAACGAGCACAGCUCGCGCUCCCACGCCAUCUUCCUCAUCACCAUCGAGUGCAGCGAGACGGGGCCGGACGGCGAGGAGCACAUCCGCGUGGGCAAGCUCAACCUCGUGGACCUGGCCGGCAGCGAGCGCCAGAACAAAAUGGGGGCCCAGGGAGAGCGCCCCAAGGAAGCCUCCAAGAUCAACCUCUCCCUCUCGGCCCUGGGCAACGUCAUCUCGGCGCUGGUGGACGGCCGGAGCACGCACAUCCCCUACCGGGACUCCAAGCUCACCCGCCUGCUGCAGGACUCCCUCGGGGGCAACGCCAAGACAAUCAUGGUGGCCACCUUGGGCCCGGCCUCCCACAGCUACGACGAGAGCCUCUCCACCCUCAGGUUCGCCAACAGGGCCAAGAACAUCAAGAACAAGCCCCGGGUGAACGAGGACCCCAAGGACACCUUGCUGCGGGAGUUUCAGGAGGAGAUCGUCCGGCUGAAAGCCCAGCUGGAGAAACGCGGGAUGCUGGGCAAGAAGAGGAGGAGGAGCAGCCGGAGGAAGAAGGCAAUGGAUGGAGAGGGCACCGUGGACAAUGAAGGGGAGGACGAGAAUGAGGAUGGCCUGGAGAAGACCAUGGAGAAUUACUUGAAGGAGCAGAAGGAGAGGCUGGAAGAGGAGAAAGCCGCUAUCCAGGAUGACCACAGCCUGGUGAGUGAGGAGAAGCAGAAGCUGCUCCAGGAGAAGGAGAAGAUGAUAGAGGACCUGCGGAAGGAGCAGGAGGCCACGGAGCUGCUGGCCAUCAAGUACAAGGUUCGUGUUGCCACGCCUGGUGACAAAUGGGGCCGGGGUGCCUGCUGUGCCCCCGGCCCCUGGUGUGGAGUGGGAAUGGAUCCCGAGCAGGGAGCCUGGGGGAGGUGCCCACCACGAUGCCCAGCAAGGGGACCUCCCAAGCAGGGUCCCCAAGGGCAGCCCCAGACUCUGGCAUGGGGCUGGGUUGGGGUGGCCCUCGGACCUGCGUGGGGACACUGUGGGGACCUGUGUGGGAGCUGCAGGGGGUGGGAGGGAAGGGCCACGGGGGAGAGGGUCGCUGGUGGCACGAGCGUGCUGUGCUCAGCUCUUGUCCCCUUCAGCACAACAAAGCUGUGUGGGAAGGAGGAGUAUUUGAUCAUCGAGAACUUCAUCCCUCCCGAGGAGAAGAACAAGAUCAUGAACCGCCUGUACUUCGACGGCGAUGAGGAGCAGUGGAAGUUCCAGCCGCUGGUUCCCACGGGAGGGAGCAGCUCCCAGAUGAAGAGGCGCCCGACCUCGGCCGUGGGCUACAAGAGGCCCAUCAGCCAGUACGCCAGGGUGGCCAUGGCCAGGAGAUCCCACCCCCGCUUCCGGGCUGAGAACAUCAUGUUCCUGGAGCUGGACCUGUCCCCCCCGGCCAUCUUUGAGUUUGAGCGCAGCAGGGACCCGGCGGAGCAGGACCCGCGGGCGCUGCACCUGGAGAGGCUGAUGCACCUGGACAGCCUCCUGGAGCGGCCGGCGGCCUCGCGCGUGCGCAAGUCGCGCUCCUGGUGCCAGACGCCGCGGUCGCUGCCGUCCUCCGCCACCCACGUGUCCCUGGCCUCCGGCUCCCCGUGUGCCGCCCCUCUGCCGGCCCAGCAGUGACCGCCCGGACGCCUCGUCCCGGACUGAGCCCCCGAGCGCCGAGGGGGGCCCGGCCCCGCGGCCCCAGCUCGUCCUUGUCCUCAGCUACUUUGUGUGUGUUUGUGCGAGACACGAACGGCCCCGGGCCAGGGCGGCUGCCCCUCCCUCCCUCUCUCCCUCCCUCCCUCUCUCCUCCCCUCCCCUCUCCCCUUUUUCCGCCCCCUCCCCCGAUCCGGAUCUGUCACUUUAUUUAUUUAACCUAUUUAUUUAUGGAGCGGAGGCAGGAUUUGUGCUCGGACUGAUGGACAUCCAGGCUGGCACCGUGCUGAGCCCCCCCAAGGUUUGCCCAGCUCCCAGCCCUCCCCGCAUCGCCUGGCACAGAGCUGGGCACGGGGACAGCACCGUGGCACAGGGCUGGGCACGGGGACAGCACCGUGGCACAGGGCUGGGCACGGGGACAGCACCGUGGCACAGGGCUGGGCAGAGGGACAGCACCAGGACACUGCUGCAUCCCGGCAGGAGGGGCAUGGGUCCCUCUCCAGGGGCUUUGGCAGAAGCUGAGGCUGCCUUGGCCCCUGGUGCUGGCUUUGCUGUGCUGGAUCCCAGGGAAUUUGGAGAUUUCUGCACGGAUUGGGAGACUUGGUGGUGGCAGUGCCUUGUCAGAGUCCCCAGCGGGACUCCCCAGCCUGCACGGACUCUGGUGGCAGCAGGGACACCUCACCGACUGCGGGCACGGCUGGCACUGCAGGAGCACCAGCUCCACCCACAGGGCUUGCAGAGUCACCAGACCAAGUCACCCAAAGGCCAGGGCUUUGUCCGGCUGUGCCACGCCGUGGGGACACUCUGGGGACAGCCCCACCGAGGCUCGCUCCUGUCGCUGACUUGGGUGUGCAGCUCCUGACACAGCCCGAGGUGGAAAGGUGGAAAUCUCCACCGCCUUCCAGCACCUCCGGAGGCACACCCAGCCUGGGAGCAGCGCUGCCUUGAGCUCCGGGCUGCCAGAGGCUCCAUCUGCAGCUAAAGGCAACGGGGACAUGUGGGACAAGGAGGUGACACCCAGGGUAGCGACGGCAUCGCUGUCCCCUGGACAAUGGCACAUGGAAGUCACCUCUGUCACCUCCUGGAUGGGACAAACUCCCUGGUGGGUUGUGGAGGGCUGGCUGUGGAAUGGUGAUGGGUAAGAGGGAAGCCACGAGGGCUCAGGAUGGGAUCCUGUCCCAGCAGCUGCAGGGACAGCGCUCGGCGUUCCUGUGGGACACGGCUCUCAGGUGGAGGGAAGCUGGUGAAGACCCUGGCAGUGCCAGGGCAGUGGCACUGGUGUCCCUGGGAUGGUGGAGGUGGGGACAUCCCUGUGAUGGAUGAGAUCCUUGUGGAUGAGGGAGCGACCCCUUGGCUCUCCUGGGUCAGCAAGGGAGGGCAGCUCAGAGAGGAUUGCAGGUGAGGAAUGUCCCCUGGCAGCAAAGGGAAUUCCUUCACAGGGUGGGUGAGGUUGGAAGGGACCCUGGAGCUCUCAGGGAUGUGGCCAGGUGGGUUUGGAGUCUCCCAGGGAAGGAGACCCCAGCGCUGUUCUGGGCAGGCUGCUCUUUGCUGUUGGACUGGUCCCUGCUCCCCGUGGUGCUCCUGCACUCAGGGCAGGGCUGAGGGAGGGCGAGGGAGCCAGGCACAGGCCUGGGAUGGGGACAUCCAGAGGGAAGCAGGAGCUGUGCAGAGCUCAGAGCCAGGCAGGUCCCUCAGCAGCCAUGUCCCAUCCACACGUGGCUGUGCUGGGCCAUCCACUGCCCUUCCCAGCUGUCCUGACACAUCCCUGCAGUGCCCAGGGGAUCUCCUCCCCUUCCACCUAACACUGCCCUGCCUUGAGCUCUCCAUCAUUGCCCUCUGCUCCUUUCCCUUCCCUUUCCAUCUGUGCCCCAGAACACCCUCUGUCCCUCCAAAACCUUUGUCCCCUUCUCCCCCAGGCUGGCACCUGCCUCGGGGGCACCCUGCCAGGCUGUAGCUCUGAGGACUGAGCUCCUCCCUCUGGCAGCAGCCAGCUCCAGGCUGUGCUCAGCCUGGCAGGAGGGAGCAGGGGACGGGGUUGGAGGAGUGACAGCUGGGUCCCUUCCAUGCUGUGGGGUCAGGGCUGGCCACAGGGACCCUCCCAGCCAGGGGUGUCCCAGGGCACCCCCCAGGCCGAGCUGGCCCUGUGAAACCACCCCAGCCCUGGCCAAGGCCAGGCUGGGCACGGCUGGGAGCACCUGGGACAGUGGCAGUGUCCCUGCCCAGGACUGGGGUGGCACUGGAUGAGCUUUAAAGUCCCUUCCAGUCCAAACCAGCCUGUGAUUCCCUGAUUCUGUGGAAUACAGUGGUUGGGAGAGCUGGUUUGUUAUUUAAUUUCCUGGAAAGCAUCUGGGAGUCGGGGUCAGGAAGCACAGGCUCAGAAUGAGGGGAAGCCUGGGGGGCUGCAGGAGUAGAAUUUCCUCCCCUCUUUGUUUUCUGGCAGUCCCAGUUGCCCUUCAGUGGAUCAGCAGCUUGUGCAGCCCCAAAGUGAUGAACCAGAGACCUUCUCUGGCCUCUGUUCUCACCCAAGGUGUGGGAAACAACUCAGGAGCUGAGGGUGUCCUCAUGCCCCGGGCCAUGGAGCAUCCUGGGAAGGGUGGCUGUCCCCCAGGAAGGGUGGCUGUGACCGGGAAGGGUGGCUGUGGUCACGGAGGGAUCCUCUGGAAGCCCUUCCAGCAGAGCUCUGGUCACGGAGGGAUCCUCUGGAAGCCUUUCCAGCAGAGCUGUGGUAACAGUGGGAUCCUCAGGAAGCCCUUCCAGCAGAGCUGUGGUCAUGGUAGGAUCCUCUGGAAGCCCUCCCAGCAGAGCUCUGGUGACAAUGGGAUCCUCAGGAAGCCCUCCCAGCAGAGCUGUGGUCAUGGUAGGAUCCUCAGGAAGCCCUCCCAGCAGAGCUGUGGUCAUGGUAGGAUCCUCAGGAAGCCCUUCCAGCAGAGCUGUGGUCAUGGUAGGAUCCUCAGGAAGCCCUCCCAGCAGAGCACAGGCCGGAGCCGCCAGCGCAGGGGAUGGGAUGAGGCACUUCCAGCACCCAGGGGCCGCUCCGGAGCCUCCCUCGCCCUCCCUCGCUCCAGCGGCGGCGCUCCCGGAGCCGUCCCAGCGCACACGGCAGGGCGGGGAGCGCUCGGGCUGUCUGUCGGUGCCGUUCGCUGUCCGUGUGUCCCAGCGGGGCUGUUCCUCGGGGCCAGGGGCUGGGCCGGGGCUUCCUUUUGUUGUUGUUGAAGUGUUCUUUUGGGGUUCAGGUUUGGCCGUUUUUCCGCGGGGAGGGGGGUGCGGGUCUGUUCCGGGUUCAUGGACAAGGCGAGGGCCUCGAUUAGGACCAAAUUUUCGUGCCUGUUGCUCUGGUGAUUUAUUUAGAAAUCAAAAGUUUACUGUCUGGUGGCCCAUCCUUGUCACUCUAUACAUAGGACUAUACAGGACAUAUUAUAAAUAUAUAUAUAUUAUACAUAGUGUCUGGAGAGAGGCCGUUCCUGGCGGGAUGGACACUCCUCACUGUGCUGUAAUGUAGCUUCGACCCCGCGCUGGGAGCGCCCUCCAGGAUGGCAAGGACACAAUAAAGGAAUGAAUGAGCAUCACUGCCCGGGCUCCGCAGCCUGCUU